Molecule: messenger RNA, 2550 nt
Organism: Salmo salar (Atlantic salmon)
Lineage: Eukaryota; Metazoa; Chordata; Actinopteri; Salmoniformes; Salmonidae
Product: somatostatin receptor type 1-like
Biological process (GO): neuropeptide signaling pathway; cellular response to glucocorticoid stimulus
Cellular component (GO): neuron projection; plasma membrane
Molecular function (GO): neuropeptide binding; somatostatin receptor activity
Source: RefSeq, a predicted model, not a curated record
GGACUCAAAGACAAAUGGGGGUGUAGCAGGGAAGAGCUCAAACCAAAACCCAGUGAUUUACAUGGACUUGUUCAGCCUGGGUGUAACGAUGAAACGAUCACCCCUCUAUCCCCACAGUCACAUGGAAUAGUGAGGGUGCAGAAUUCACCGCAACACCUCUUACCACAAACCACUCCUGAGUGUGCCAUUGGACCAGCUUGGACGGACCAGACAGAACAGGGCAGAACAACUCCCAGCCACUCCAGAAUUCUCUCCAACAGGACAUCGUAAUCAAUCAAAAGAAUGUUCUCCCUUGGCCAAGUUUUGAGUGAUACCCAGAAACCUUGCCCUGGUUUAAAUUAAAUACUCCUAAGAACCCCUUACAAACAGAUGGGUAAUAAGAUAUGAGUUUAUUUGUGAAUGAAUAUGGAAUGUUAAGCGUUUGGCUGCCAAGAAUUCAUUGUUUCAGCCUCCUAAAUUGCUUCAGUGCCCUUAUCGGUUGGUUGAGAGGCUGGGUUCUAUAAUGAGAAAUCCCUGGGAAACAUGAGAACUGACAGAGACUCAAGGACUGAUUUAGUUCAGAUUAACCCCAUCUAUGGACCCUGAGAUAAGAGAAUAACAUGUUACACAUUCUCUUCAGAGCCGCACCUACAGUAUACAAAGAAUGAGGAUCUCUCCUGCUGCUCCUUCCUCACUCCUUUUUGACCCAUUUAUUUAAAGGAGUUUAACAGAGGCCCAUGGUACUUUACACUAAAGCAACACUUUGGCGAUAACGAAGAGCCAGCUAAGCGCAUUGAGAAGUGUACUAUAUUCUAUAAUGUGACAUAGAGACUCAUAGAUUUAGCCGGUGGUAACUUGUGGGAAUAGACACUGGUUGGAAUGUGGUUUUAACCAAUCAGCAUUCAGGAUUAGACCCAUCCAUUGUAUAAAAAAUUAUAUACACAAAGUCAGAUCUUAGCUCCCAGUAGGAAAAACCCAAAAUUGAGGUAAACUGGACAAAAUGGACAACAUGGCCGCCAAUGGGACCAGCAACUACCCAGCAUACCCCACCGACUUCCCCUACAACUCCAGCCUAGACUAUGAGGACUACGACCAGGAACCUGACACCAGCAAGAUCAUCAUCCCCUCCAUCUACGCCCUGGUCUGCUGCGUGGGUCUAACAGGCAACACCAUGGUUAUCUAUGUUAUCCUUAAGUACGCCAAGAUGAAAACCGCCACCAAUAUUUAUAUAUUGAAUCUGGCAAUUGCAGAUGAACUGUUUAUGUUGAGUGUGCCGUUUCUGGCGACAUCGGCGGCUGUACGUCAUUGGCCAUUUGGCUCGCUCAUGUGCCGUCUGGUGUUGAGCGUGGACGGCAUUAACAUGUUUACGUCCAUCUUCUGUCUGACGGUGUUGAGCGUGGAUCGAUACGUGGCCGUGGUUCACCCUAUCAAGGCUGCCCGCUACCGCCGACCGACUGUUGCCAAAGUAGUCAACGUCUGCGUGUGGGGCCUCUCGCUCCUUGUCAUCCUCCCCAUUAUAAUUUUCGCCGACACGGUCCCGGCGCAGGACGGCGGUGUGGACUGCAACUUUCUGUGGCCCGAGGCAGCGUGGUCGGAGGCGUUCGUGGUCUACACCUUCCUGCUCGGCUUCCUGCUUCCUGUGGGUGCAAUCUGCCUCUGCUACUGCCUGAUGGUGGCGCGCAUGCGGGCGGUCGGGCUGAAAGCCGGUUGGCUGCAGCGGCGGCGCUCUGAGAAAAAGAUCACACGGAUGGUGGUGUGUGUGGUGGCGGUUUUUGUCCUCUGCUGGAUGCCUUUCUACAUCGUCCAGCUGGUCAGUGUGUUCCACCACCCUCCUAACCCCAUGGUCACCCAGCUCUUCGUCAUCCUGAGUUAUGCCAACAGCGGUGCCAACCCCAUCCUCUACGGCUUUGUGUCGGAUAACUUCCGCCGGUCGUUCCAGAGGAUUGUGUGCUUCCGUUGGUUGGAGUCUGGGCUGGACUGUGAACAGGUGGACUACCGUGCUGUAGCACUGAAGAGACAGGCCACCAAUGGACAAAAAGAAUUCCCUAAAGAAUGCCUGGCAUCUGAUAUGGUGUUCCGGAAUGGGACAUAUACCUCACGCACUACUACAUUGUGACUGGGACCAGGUUUUGUGAAUGAAACCCCACACUGAGAGUGAUGGGGAAGCAACGAAGGACAAAGAAUAAAAUAACACAUGAACAAUGAGGGAGGCCAGUUUUGAUAAGGACCAAUUAUAAAAAUGUAAUAAAUGAUGUUCUCUCAUUAUAUGCUGUGACCAUUAUAAGAGCACUAUUUAACUUCAUACCACAGCAUUGUUGAAUACUCGUUUCUGAUUGGCUAGAAGGGCAAUCUAGAAUGGGCAUUAAACAAGAUAUACGGGACACCUAAUCAAGACGCAGUAUAAAGCACUGCACAUGCUAUAAAGUUACAGAAAGCUAAACUAGCAACCACACAAACCGAUUAUUGGAUACAUUGUAAACGCAGGUCCAACGAGAACCUAGCUAGCUAGCAUUCAUUUGUUUUUGCAGAGACAUCUGAAUUGUAUUUAUUUAUUUCAUUUAUUUCACCUUU